AUGGGCCAGCUCAUGGAGAAGGGCAUCCUCACGAAGGAAGAUUUUCAAUGGGGAGUUAUACACCUUCUUGGACAGCUGGAGGAUCUGACUCUGGAUUGCCCUGAUGUUGCCAAAAUAGCAGCCGAACAUCUUCGCAGCCUUCUUUCUAAGGACCUUGUGACAACCAAUUUUGUGCUCCGGUGCAAGAUGCUGAACAUCGGCGGGGAAGCUGGACUAAAGGUCCUAGGCGACGCCUUAGAGCCUGCUUCAGCUGCUCCAGUGAAUCUCAGCAAGGUGGCGAAAGCCAUUGAAGCAAGACAUCAGGAUACAGACAAGGAUUCUCAGGAACAGUCCAAAGAUGUAAAGCCUGAAGAGUCCAAGGAAUCGGAAUCUCCUUCGAAGGAGGUGAAGCAGAAUGGUGAUUCUAAGGAGUCCAAAGAAGAUGGAGACUCAAAGGAUCCUGGUGAUGCAAAGGCGGGCGUCAACGGCGUGAAAGCCGGUGGCCGACUGUCGCGCGGCAUCUCGCUUCGACCCGGCGGUGGUCUCAGGCCGGGCGGAGGCCUCACUGGAGGCCUCUCUGGAAACGGCCUCUCCCUGCGGCCAGGCGGUGGAGGAGUGGCUCUGACGGCUCCGGUGCGAGAGUCCGCAACCACAACCUCGGGGAAUUCAGGCUAUCCAAAGGAGGCACCUGUGAAGAAGACCCCACCAGCGCCAGUCCAGAAGGACGAUUGGCGUCAAGAUGCUGCUGAACAUCAGAACGCCAAGCAGAAGAUGCAGAAGGGAGACAAAGGUGGAAAGAAUUCGCAAGCUGGCAAGCGGCCUGGCCGUGAUGGGAGAGGGCGCUUGGACGAGGACGACGAGGACCUCCAACUCCAAGUCUCCGAGAACAGCUGGGCUGCACAACAAGCUAAGCGGCACGAGCACAUACGUGGUACCAACGAGGUGUCAGCCGAAGAGGAGGACGACAAGGAAAUCGCUCGGCGAAUGAAGAGCAUUCUGAACAAGCUGACUCUUGAAAAGUUUGAUGAUCUCACUAGGCAGCUCUGCGAGUGUGGCAUCUCGAAAGAGGCACACCUCAAGAUCUUGAUGACCGAGGUCUUCGAGAAGGCUACCACCCAGCACCAUUUUAUUGAGAUGUACACCAACCUCUGCGUGCACUUCAACGACUGGUGCUCUGAACACCUGAAGGUCGGAAAGUUCAAACCGGUCCUCCUUCAACAGUGCCAGGAAUCCUUUGAAGCCAAUCUGAAAGAUCCGCCAAAGGAGAUGUCUCCGAAGAAAAAGGCAGCAGCCAGCCGUGAAGAAUUGGAAGAGUACGAAGAAAAGAGACAGAGAUAUCGAUUGCGGGUGAUGGGCAACAUUCGGUUCGUAGGCCAACUGCUGGUGCAGAGGAUGCUUGCAUCAAAGUUCCUUAUCCCUUGCGCACAGGAGCUCCUCAGUGAGUACUCGCCUGGGUCUACCAGCUCGUUGGAAGCCUUGGCUGGCUUAGACUGCUUUGACUGCUGUGUGCAUGCCAUGGUUCGCUUGUGGCUGGUGCUGGCAUCAGCCAGAGCUACACUGCUGGCAGAUGAUGAGUGUGCCAGUGACAGUUGCGCUCUGCACGCUUUGCAGACGCGAACACUGAGAAAGCUCGAGCCUGUGAGUGAUGACGUGCUGUUCGGCCACGAAGCUGAUGUGGAUGCAGCCCCUGUGGUGAGUGAAUGGCUGGCGCCAGCGCUGGGUGCUUCGGAGAGCUUGGACGACACACUGUUGGGAGCAUCUCCGGAAGUCUCCUAUUUGCCACCAAGUUCGCCCACGAGCGAUUUGAGAGUUCUCAAGAAAGAAAACAGCCUUUCUCCUCCAAGCAAAGCCACCCAGUACAACGGGGUGGCAUGGCCUGAGAUGGUGUUUCCGGGCACAGGCGAGAUGCACGUUUUUACCAUUGGUGAUUGGGGUGGUUUGCUUUGGGAGCAAUAUGGAGAUGGCACGGGUUUACACGUGUUCCCCUUCAUCAGGCCUUCCUGCAACAUCAAUGAUAUGAAGCAGUGCUUCAAUGAGACCGGUGACUCAACUGCACCUUGCAACGAGGCCUGUGGCUAUGUGGCUGGGGUGGACAACAAUGCUCAAGUGGUGGUCGCUGAGCAGAUGAAGAAGCGUGCCGCAAAGACAGGUGUGCAGUACUUCCUGAACGUGGGGGACAAUUUCUAUCCACAGGGGAUGAAUACGGGCUGUGGCAGCGCCAUGAGCCAAAUCAAAGAAGCGACCAAAGUCCAAUUCACAAAGGCCUUUGACUGGGUUUAUUCUGGGCCGUUGAGCGGGAAAGUUUGGUUGUCCGUGCUGGGGAAUCACGACUAUGGUGCUCGUCAAUUUGACUAUGCCUGGGACCAGCAAGUGGCCUUCACCUGGGCAAGUGACAGGUGGGUCAUGCCUGCGCUCUACUUUAGCCAGCAUGUUCGAUACCCUGAUUUGGGUUUCGAUGUGGAUAUUUUCAUGCUGGACUCCAAUGUCAUGGAUGCUCAUGGCCUCGAUGAACGCCCUGGCUCCAACCUGUGUCAUCGAAAGUACAACGUGCAGGCAGACUGCUCAGCCACCGGUGGACCAGCAUCUGUGGAGCAGUGUGCACAAUGGUUCUCGGAUCUUUGGAACAGGCAAGCGAGUUGGAUGGAGGAGAAGUUGAACACUUCCACGGCUGAUUGGCAGAUUGCCGUCACCCACUUUCCUUGCGGUCACAAGCUGCCGUGGUAUUCGAUGCUCCGCUCCAUGGGCCUUGACUUGCUGGUGACGGGACACAUCCAUGAGCAGCAACUUCAAUUUCUGCCGGGUCAACUGACCUGCCUCGUAACUGGCGGAGGUGGCGGAAUUACCUCCGAAAGGAGCCCGCAGGGUGAUGAUAGCCGAGAGUAUGGAUUCUUUGACUUGACCCUCUCAAAGUCUGCCAUCAAGCUGGACUUGGUGAACCACUUGGGGAAUGUGGUGCUGAGCCACUCCAUCCCACCCUUUUCUGGACAUGUAGGAGCUCCUGAAGUCCCUCCAGUUGCAGAGAAGCCCCAAGUGCCGAUUGAGAAAACUGAGAAGAGCCAAAGUGGUCAAAGUAGCACGGUCGGCGCUGCAUGUAGCAGCAAUCCAAAAUGUGCUGGCUUGGAUGGCGAUUGCUGCCCAACAGCUGGAGGAGCCAUGUUGGGAUGUUGUGAAAGCGCAUAA
Durusdinium trenchii is the source of this 3159-nucleotide messenger RNA. The record is from the annotation of a GenBank genome assembly. Lineage: Eukaryota; Dinophyceae; Suessiales; Symbiodiniaceae.